Papaver somniferum (opium poppy) is the source of this 3240-nucleotide messenger RNA. Its product is annotated as disease resistance protein RGA2-like. The coding region runs from base 1 to 3240 and encodes 1079 amino acids. Gene Ontology annotation, biological process: defense response to other organism. Gene Ontology annotation, molecular function: ADP binding; protein binding. The record is from RefSeq and is a predicted model, not a curated record. The transcript has a single exon. NCBI's taxonomy places the organism in Eukaryota, Viridiplantae, Streptophyta, Magnoliopsida, Ranunculales, Papaveraceae.
AUGGGUAGCUUACAGUUGGAAAGUACUACACCUAAUCUUGAUGGUGAAACUACUUCACAUUUGGACCGAGAAUUCACAUCCCAUGUUAACGAGUCAGAAAUUGUAGGAAGAGAGAAUGCUGAAUCCCACAUAGUGAAACUUUUAACAACCCAUAUCGCAUCUUCUUCUUCUUCAUCUCCAUCAUCAUCAUCUUCUGAAAACAUUUCUGUAAUAUCCAUAGUGGGUAUGGGGGGGCUGGGUAAGACAACACUCGCACAACUCGUUUACAAAGACGAAUGGGUAAACAAAGCCUUCGUGAUAAAAAUGUGGGUCCAUGUCUCUGAAAUUUUUGAUAUUGAAAUCAUCUUAGUAAAAUUAAUGGAGUCCAUUACUCAAACUAAGUUCCAUAGGCUUUCAAAUUUUCGUGUACUAGUAAAUAAAGUUCAAGAAGAGUUAAAUGGGAAAAAAUACUUGUUAGUAUUAGACGAUUUAUGGAACGAGGAUUCAGAGCAAUGGGGGAUCCUCAUGUCUGUGUUGCUCGCUGGUGGUCCAGGGAGUAAGAUAUUAAUCACCACACGUAAUCACCAAGUUGCAUCUGUUGUUGAGGGGAGUAUUCCACCUUACAAUUUGGAUCCACUACCAGAUGAUGCAUGUUGGUCUAUUAUUAAACAAAAAGCCUUUGCUCCUGGUGGAGCAUUUGAUGCUCCAAAAAUGUCAGAUAUCGGAGAACAAAUGGCAAAAAAAUGUUGUGGUUUACCACUUUCAGCAAAAUUUCUAGGAGGUCUAAUGCACUUAAAAAAUAAAGAAAGUGAUUGGAUAUCAAUUAGGGAUGAUGAUAUCUGGAACACAUCAAAAAGCAAAACAAAGAUCCUAUCUGUAUUAAAACUAAGUUAUAAUAAUUUACCAUCUCAUUUGAAACAAUGUUUCUCAUAUUGCUCAAUCUUUCCCAAGAACUGGGAGAUUCGUAAAGAAACUUUGGUUCAUCUUUGGAUGGCAGAAGGAUUUCUAAAACAAUCUAAUAUAAGAAACAAGAGAUCUAUUGAAGACUUUGGACGUGAUUAUUUUGAAAGUCUGGCGUGGAGCUCCUUUUUCCAAGAUUUCAAAAAGAACGAACUGGGCAAUAUUGAGACAUGCAAGAUGCAUGAUCUUGUGCAUGAUCUUGCACAAGAUGUUCUUGGGGAAAAUGAAAUCAUGUCGCUCAAGGCAAGUAAGCUUACAGAUGUUUUCAAAUUUUAUCGGUUACACUUAGAUUUGGAUGAACACAUAUCAACAACAUUUCUGAAAAGCGUAAGUGAUGUGAAGAAGUUGCGGACACUAUUUAUCCCUGAAGGUUCAGACCUGGAUCCGUCUAUAUUCUCAGAAAAUAAUCUCUUACGUAUCUUACAUGUGGGUUCUUCACCAACUCCUUCUCUGCUAAAGUUGUCUUCUUUGAGGGUUAAACUAAAACAUUUAAGGUACCUUCGCCUGACCCUCCUUGAUCUUAGAGAAAUAGAGGAUGAUCACUCCAUCAAUAAGCUUUAUAAUUUGGAGACGUUGGUAUUGAGUAGAAUAGCCGGGGUUCAAAGUCUACUUACAAACAUUCAAUCUUUACAAAAAUUAAGAUAUCUUGAAGUCUCGUGGACAGAUAUGAUAGAACAACUACCUGUUUCUGUCACAAGUCUUUCUAAUUUGCAAACCUUGGAUCUCAGUAAUAAUGGCUUAUUGAAAGUCAUUCCCAACUCUAUCUCUGGUUUGAAAAAUCUAAGAUUUCUGAAUUUGUCAUUCAACCCAAUCGAAGAAUUACCUGUUUCUAUCACCACUAUCUCCAAUCUGCAAACACUAGACGUCAACACCUGCAAAAGUUUAAAAGCCUUACCAGAGUAUGUUGCAGAUCUUUCUAAUUUGGAGAUAUUUAAUUUCAAAAACUGCCCAUUACUAGAAGCAUUACCCAAAGAUUUUGGAUCAUUAGCACAGCUAAGGUUCAUUGACCUAGAGGGUACUCAAAUCAGAGUAUUACCCGAGGCAUGCACUAACCUCAACAAUCUUGAGUAUGUGAAUCUUGGGGAGUGUGAGCUUUUCAAAGAGGUAACGAAUUGGAUCAAACUAAGACAGUUUUAUCACAGGGGAACACUAAUGGUGGGUAUAAGGAAAUUAGUCUUCCUGCAAACACUGACUUACAAAGUGCGGGAAAAAGUUAUGAACGAGCCUGAGUGCAAUGAUGGUAUCGAAGAGUUGGCGAACCUAAACUUUCUUGAGGAGCUAGCUAUUGGGGGUCUUCAAAACGUGAAAGACCCAAUAGAUGCUGAAAGAGCAAAUUUGAAAAGAAAGCACUAUCUUCGUCAGUUAGCACUAGUUUGGAAAGAAGUAGAAGAAGAAGAAUCCUGUAAUCAUCUUCAAGUACUUGAAGCUCUCCAACCUCCUGCUGGUCUGAGAUCAUUGGGAGUUCAUAAUUUCUUGGGGUCGGGCCUUCCCAGUUGGAUGUGUGUUCCAGAUACUCUUAUGAAUUUGGAUAUAUUGGUACUUAAAAACUGCAAAGAGAUUAAACAACUACCUGCGUCUAUUGGGCAGCUGUCACGUCUCAAGCAUCUUGAUCUUACAGGAAUGUCUUUGAAGAGGCUAGAUGUGGAUGGAUUUCCUUCCUUAAUUGAACUCCAUCUUAAUGAUAUGUUACAUCUAGAAGAAUUGUGUUAUUCGUACCAUUGUCUUCAGGAUCUGAGAAUCAGAGGCUGCAAAAGGUUAACAGAAAUCCCUUCGUUUCCUUCUCUGAAGAUAUUGUUAUUAAAGAAUAAGAUCGACCCCAAGUUAGUUUGCUCAGUUGGGAGAAGCCAGACAUCUCUGACAGGCCUAUGGAUCAAUUAUGUUGAGGAUCUUAUAUAUUUCCCAGUAAGCAUACUCCAAAACAAUUGUAAUCUUCAAACUCUUCAUAUUUUAGAGUGCAGUCAGUUUCAAGGAUUUCGAGUAACUGAUGACGAAGAUGAGAACGUGGCUUCUCUAUAUGGCCAUGAACACUUCAGUGGCUCUCUUGAGAAAUUAAAAAUCUAUGAUUGCCCAGCUCUAAAGUUUCUUCCAGAUUUACGAGGAUGGACUUCUCUUCGGGAAUUAGUCAUCUUCAACUGCCCACAAGUGAAGGAGUCUUUAACCUAUGAUCUCAGAGAACUCUCCUCUCUUGAAAAUCUGUUAGUUGAUUUUAUUCAAAGAGACAUGCUGCUAAGAGAUCCAUCUGGUCCAAUAGAGUUAAUUAAUUUGGUGGAGCUUUAUUCAUAUCUUAGGCUACAAAGUUGA